AUGAUUAAAGUUGGUCUGGAGACGUUGAGUCGUCUAUUGUUUGCGAGAGAGGUCUCUACUCAAUACAAACUGCGUAAUUAUCAGCAGGUUGCAAUCGAUAAAUGUGUAGACUCAAUUGCAAACGGUAUUAAAAAGAUAGGUGUCUCUUUGGCUACUGGGGGCGGUAAGACGGUGAUUUUCACCAAUCUAAUAGAUCAAUUGAAAUCACGCACGCCAAAGAACGAAGGUGACAAGUUCAGAACUUUGAUUUUGGUGCAUAGAAGAGAACUUGCAUUACAGACCAUUAAUACUAUAAAAAAUUUUAGUCAUGAUAUUAAUGCUCAAGUGGAAAUGGGGAAGUAUCAUUGUGAAGUGGAGCAGGCGGAUGUGAUAGUCGGCUCUGUUCAAUCUUUAUUGAAUCGGUUAGCAAAAUACAAUGAGAAGAACAUUGAUUUAAUUAUCAUCGAUGAGGCUCAUCAUGCGGUGGCGAAAAGUUACAUAAAGGUAGUAGAUACUAUCAAUUCAAAUGGAAAAAUACCAGUCAUUGGUUUUAGCGCCACGUUUGAGCGGAAUGAUAAUAAAGCGCUAUCUGUUAUGUUCGACGAGAUCGUGUACCAUAAAGGUAUCGUAGAGAUGAUUAAAGAAAACUGGCUUUGCGAAGGUCUUUUCACGUCAGUAAAUGUGGAUGUCAAUUUAGAUGACGUGGAGGUUAGCAGCUGCAACGACUUUAAAUUAGACUCACUAUCGAAAGUAAUGAAUACCGAGAAAAUUAAUAACAUUGUUGUGAGGACUUAUCUCGAGGAAAGACAAAAAGAGAAUUUGAAAUCAACAUUGUUAUUUGCAGUUGAUGUUGCUCAUGUUAAAUAUUUAUGUGAAGAAUUCAGAAAGUUUGGUAUAAAUGCAGAGUACGUGACAGGUACAACAAAAGUAGCCGAGAGAGAUAGAAUUAUAAAUGAUUUUAAGAACUUUAAGAUUGAGGUGUUAAUCAAUUGUGGGAUAUUUACAGAAGGAACAGAUAUACCUAACAUAGACUGCGUAUUGUUAUGCAGACCGACGAAAUCGAGAUCUCUUUUGGUACAAAUGAUAGGUAGGGGUCUUAGAUUGCACCAUUCGAAAAAACAUUGUCAUAUUAUCGACUUCGUCGGGGUUGAAAACGUAGGCGUGGUGUCUGUACCAACUUUAAUGGGUAUCGAUAACUUCAAUGAUGAAUUAGAAGCUGCUACAAUUUCAGAAUUAAAUACUUUGAAGUUACAGAUCGAUAAAGAAAAACAAGAGAUGGUGCUGAAAAAUGCAGCUGUGGAGGACAGUUUAAAAGCCAAGUAUAAUGAUUAUUUGGAAGAACAUAAUGAUUUCGAUUUAACUUUAACAUCAUAUCCAUCCUUUGAGGAUUUUUGUGAAGCUUAUAAAGAUAGUAAUGGAUAUCUUUCGUUAACCGAAAAGGAACCUAUUUCUAAUACAGAACGAGAAAAUCAAUAUUUUAUGAAAUCAAGUUAUCCCUGGGUUAAAACUGCAAACACAGCUUGGGCAUUUUCGAUACAUAAUAACCAUCACAUAAGACUUUAUAAGGAAACAAAGGAAAAGGAUAAUGUGGCGAAAGAAAUUUAUAUCGCAAAAAUUUAUAGAGAACUACCGUUUGCUAUGCGCGAAGAAUCAGGUAUUCGAUUCAUACCUCGAGAAUUAGUGAAAACUAACGAUUUCUUUAAAGCUGCUGGCAUUAUUGAACAGACUAUAUCAGAAAUGCAAAUGCGUGGCAAUGAUGACAAGGGCUAUACAUUAAAUGUGAACAAAUUUUCACCAUGGAGAAAAUUACAAGCUACUCCCAAGCAAAAGGCACUGUUAUUAAAGCGAUUAAAUAAAGUUAACAGCUUAGAAAAAAAGGAAUCUGAUAGAUUAGAAAAAAAAGAUAUAGAUAAUUACGUUGAACAUAUCUCGAAGGGCGAAAUUUCAAAUGUUCUCUUUGCAUCCACUAUUGCUCCGAUCUAUCCCUUAAAGAGGUUAUUAAAAGUGAUAAAAUAUAGGAUAAAUAGAGAAAGAAUUCAAGCUUUCCAGUAA
Messenger RNA from Tetrapisispora phaffii CBS 4417, 2031 nucleotides. RefSeq names its product double-stranded DNA-dependent ATPase (gene IRC3). The record is from RefSeq and is a predicted model, not a curated record. The coding region runs from base 1 to 2031 and encodes 676 amino acids. The transcript has a single exon. Lineage: Eukaryota; Fungi; Ascomycota; Saccharomycetes; Saccharomycetales; Saccharomycetaceae. Gene Ontology annotation, molecular function: ATP binding; hydrolase activity; DNA binding.